This is a messenger RNA of Mesorhabditis spiculigera, 588 nucleotides long. The record is from the annotation of a GenBank genome assembly. NCBI's taxonomy places the organism in Eukaryota, Metazoa, Nematoda, Chromadorea, Rhabditida, Rhabditidae.
AUGACGCGACUCGGGCUACUGGUAUCCUGCUUUAUCCUGACGGCUUCUGGCUACUAUUUGAGCAGCGGAACGGGCAAUGGACGAUACUUCGCGACGGCUCCGAUACAAACCUUCCCAGCCCCUCUACCAACAUAUCUCUCCUUCGGACCGACUCCGCAAUAUUACUACAGCCACCCUACCAUACCCCUAAAGCCUGUUGCAAGCUAUUAUGCAACUGCCGGAGAUACGGUAAACCCGCUACCACCUCUCCCGGAGCCGGUCUCAAUCCAUCAGCACCAAGAAGCAUCGCCUACGACAUUUACCAUGGCCGACCCUCGGAAUCCUACCGUAACCUUGACGCAACCAAUUCCAGAGGCGAUUAUGUUGAGGAAUGUUCAAAUGGAUGCCGAGCCUACGGUGGCUCAUGCUCAGACACAGAGGCCGUUGAGGAUCAACUUCAAAACGACGCAGCAUCCUCAAAAGGUGAAGGUGACGAAGAAGCCGUUGUUGCCAAGAGUCAUCCCUCACUUCUCCGUCGUGAAAAUCAACGUCUCCGGCCCCGGAAAGGUCCUCCAAACGGCUCCAAUUUGCAUAACUUGCAAAGGAAAA